Diaporthe amygdali is the source of this 1617-nucleotide messenger RNA. Its product is annotated as siroheme synthase. The transcript has a single exon. The coding region runs from base 1 to 1617 and encodes 538 amino acids. The record is from RefSeq and is a predicted model, not a curated record. NCBI's taxonomy places the organism in Eukaryota, Fungi, Ascomycota, Sordariomycetes, Diaporthales, Diaporthaceae.
AUGCCUCCCGGGCGCCCGCCAAAGCGCAGCCGCCCCUCUCGCCCACAGAGCCCUCCUCCAUCGCCCACUCCCAAAACACACACCACCACAAACGCAGACACAGCUACCCACCCUAACGUCCAGGCCUCCUCGCCCUCCCAUCCCUCCACCUCCUUCAUCUCUGCCGACGAUGACGCCCGCCGAUUAUCCCCUUUCCUCAACACCACCUUUUCCACCCAUCGCCUGUCGCCCCUCUACAUCGGCUCCCAGCCUCUCACACAAGAUCGAAUACACACCCUGUCCCGCCGACUCCGCGACUUCCUGGUGGGCGACGUUGUUAGAGGUGUUGAGGUUGGACUGGAUCGCUCUGGCGAUGAUGGCGCUAUGGCGAGGGCCGGCGCUUUAGAGGCUGUCGCCAUUGCCUGGGUCACCCUCGACAGCCUGGUCGGGUCGUAUGCAGGCCAAACAAGGUCGCUAAACGAACGGGACGCCGACCCCGAGCCGGCCAUGGGGAGUUCGGCCCACGACGAAGCCGGAGACAUGUCUGGGCUGAGCACGAGCACCGCUGUGCCGGCUUCGCCUGGCAAGAGGAGAGCAUUGCAGAUCUCACUGCAGUACGAGCAUGCCGAGUGCGCAGCGCUGCUGCUGCCCUCACCCAAGGGCAUCGCAAACUCCGAAGACGCGGCGACCCCCGGCUCUCUGUCCAACUUCGCUAACGGCAGGCCGGACGAGAACGACCCUGAAUUCCUCCACCUGCCCCUCCUGCUACUGCGCAUGCCCGCACCUCUGAAAGCCGCCAUCACCGGCUUCCUCAGCCGCACCUUCGACUGUCGCAUCAGUGCCCUCAGUCUCGGCAGUCGAAGCCUGGUGCGCGCCCUGGAGACGUGGGCGGGCGAGUUGGGAGUCCAUGCCAAUGCCUACUCUCCCAAAGAUGUAGUGAUCACGCUGGGUUUCUACAGCCCGACGGUCAUGCGAUCUCACACUUGGCUGCGGCCGAGGCAGCAGCAGCAGCAGCAGCAGCAAGGCGUGACUCUGGACAAGCAUACCGAGAGGGAGGAGGAUGAUGCUUCCGGAGCAUCAGAAACCGUGUUGGGAGUCAAGUCAAUCGACGUCAUCAUCCCGAGUGCCGACCUUCGGCGCUUCAUCUGCGCAGGCAAGGCAGGCAUAGCAGGGCAAGACAAUCCCUCAAGCCGGGCUGGGGACAGGCGGAAGGGGUCCGGCGAGGGGGAUCAAGACUGUUAUGGGGAGGCCAAGCGCAGGAAACUGGGAGGUGACAAGGAUGAGGAGGGCUGGGCCUGGCGACAGCGGCCUGCAGUCUCGAAGCACUCGGGUAGCAGGCUGGGGUCUGGUUCAUCGCAGCCAUUCACCGAGGCGCUGGCCCAGUACAUUCAGCACCAACUCUCCCUGGAUAUGUUCCACCCAGCAGUGCGGAUAUCCAAGAUCGCCUGUGGAGGCUUUGUGUUGUCUGAGGGCCGUGUCAAGCUAUUCGGCGUGGCUCCAAGCAUGGAGGGUGACAAUGUGAUUCCAGAUACCAUACAGAGGGCUGUAUGGGGGGUCUUGGAUGUGCUGUUGAACAGGGCCCUUGUGAAGUUACCAUACGAGACGCUACCGGGGAUGCCCUUGUGGACUCGGGAGUAA